AUGACAAAAUGUAAUCCAGUGGCUACUCCAGUCGACACCGAUUCCAAGCUUAGUGCCACCUCUGGCCCAGCAUUUUCCGAUCUCACUCUAUAUAGAAGCCUAGCAGGUGCUCUUCAGUACCUCACUUUUACUCGGCCAGAUAUUGCAUACGCAGUUCAGCAGGAAUGUCUAUUUAUGCAUGACCCCCGUGAGCCUCACAUGCAUGCCCUCAAGCGAAUCCUUCGCUAUCUUCAGGGUACUAUCAACCACGGACUGUUUCUCUCGGUUUCCACUAUUUCUGGCUUAACAACAUACUCUGAUGCUGACUGGGCGGGUUGUCCUGACUCUCGACGAUCGACAUCUGACUUUUGUAUCUUUCCUGGUGACAAUCUCAUCUCCUGGUCCUCCAAGCGACAAGCAACAGUGUCUCGAUCCAGUGCUGAAGCUGAAUACCGGGGAGUAGCAAAUACAGUUGCUGAGACAACAUGGCUUCGCAACCUUCUUCUAUAG
This is a messenger RNA of Papaver somniferum (opium poppy), 489 nucleotides long. RefSeq lists its product as uncharacterized. The record is from RefSeq and is a predicted model, not a curated record. The coding region runs from base 1 to 489 and encodes 162 amino acids. NCBI's taxonomy places the organism in Eukaryota, Viridiplantae, Streptophyta, Magnoliopsida, Ranunculales, Papaveraceae. The transcript has a single exon.